This is a messenger RNA of Lathyrus oleraceus (garden pea), 675 nucleotides long. RefSeq lists its product as uncharacterized. The transcript is spliced from 3 exons. Bases 1 to 675 code for a protein of 224 amino acids. The record is from RefSeq and is a predicted model, not a curated record. Lineage: Eukaryota; Viridiplantae; Streptophyta; Magnoliopsida; Fabales; Fabaceae.
AUGAAAGAUGUGGUUGGUUAUCAAGUUUUUAGUGGAAAAACAAGUGAAUUUUAUGUGUGGAAUGUGGGAGCAUAUUAUGUGAAAGCAGAUGACACUGUACUUGCAAGUCCUGACUCAAUACUAGUUAAAGACACUCAAAAUUUGCUUCAAAUCCAAUUCAAAUUGAAGCUUCUAGGUGGCCUCAAAAACUUUCUUGGAUUGGAAAUAACAUACUCAAGUAAAGGAAUUCACCUAUGUCAGAGAAAAUAUAAACUACAGCUUCUUAUAGACAUUGGUUUUAUAAAUGCUAAACCAUUUUCCCUACUUAUGGACGCUAAUGCAAGUUUCAAUGAUGAAGAGUGGCCCUUGCUUGAAGAUGUAUCUCAGUACAGGAGAAUCAUUGGUAGAUUGCUUUACCUAACCCUCUAUAGACCUGCAAUUUCCUAUGUUGUAAACAAACUUAGUCAAUACAUGUCCAAACCAAGAAAACAACAUAUAAAUAUGAUUAAUCAAAUUAUGCAGUACCUAAAAGAUUCGGGGAGUUACAUCACAAUAAGAAAAUCCACCACAAGAUUUUAUGUUUUCAGUGGAGAAUUCUUUGUGGCUUGGAAGUCUAAUAAGCAAGCAACAGUCUCAAGGUCAUCAGCUGAAGCCAAGUACAUAGCUUUAGCAUCUGUCACAUCUGAGUUGUUAUAG